Messenger RNA from Acanthosepion pharaonis, 870 nucleotides. The record is from the annotation of a GenBank genome assembly. Lineage: Eukaryota; Metazoa; Mollusca; Cephalopoda; Sepiida; Sepiidae.
AUGAACGGGCUUUCAUUUAGCGAGCUUUGUUGUCUUUUUUGUUGUCCGCCAUGUCCCUCUCGUAUUGCUGCAAAACUGGCAUUCCUACCUCCAGAACCGACGUAUACUUUGGUUUCGGACCAAACGGGAUCAAGGUAUAGUUUACAUCUCACAGAGCGAGCAGAAUGGCAGUAUACACAAAAAGAAUUGGAUUGUAUUGAAGUGUUCAUGACAAGAACGACGCGAGGAAACCGUAUUUCCUGUAUGUUUGUCCGCUGUUCACCAAAUGCUCGCUUCACACUUCUAUUUAGCCACGGGAAUGCCGUCGAUUUAGGACAAAUGAGUAGUUUUUAUAUUGGACUUGGAUCACGAAUUAACUGCAAUAUCUUUAGUUAUGAUUAUUCUGGUUACGGAACGAGUUCUGGCAAGCCUUCUGAAAAAAAUCUUUAUUCGGAUAUUGAUGCGGCAUUACAAGCCCUUCGGACUCGUUAUGGUAUCAGCCCACAAAAUGUAAUUUUGUAUGGACAGAGCAUAGGAACUGUUCCAACAGUGGAUUUGGCUUCAAGAUUCGAAGUUGGAGCGGUCAUUCUACAUUCGCCCCUCACGUCCGGUGUUCGGUUGGCAUUCCCGGACACAAAACGAACUUGGUUUUUUGACGCUUUCCCUAGUAUUGAUAAAGUCCCCAAGAUCUCUUCUCCUGUUUUGGUUAUUCAUGGAACUGAUGAUGAGGUGAUUGACUUUUCACAUGGCCUGGCUAUAUAUGAACGUUGUCCAAGAGCAGUGGAACCGUUGUGGGUCGAAGGUGCUGGCCACAAUGAUGUCGAACUCUAUGGACAGUACUUAGAGAGACUGAAACAAUUUAUCCAUACAGAACUAGAUUAUCUAUAUUAG